Molecule: messenger RNA, 1101 nt
Organism: Daldinia decipiens
Lineage: Eukaryota; Fungi; Ascomycota; Sordariomycetes; Xylariales; Hypoxylaceae
Product: carbon-nitrogen hydrolase
Exons: 4
Coding region: 1-1101 (366 amino acids)
Source: RefSeq, a predicted model, not a curated record
AUGGCCAAGGCGGCGAUAGGGCAGAUAUGCUCGUCCAACUCGAUGGCACAUAAUCUCGAGCAAUGCGUCAAGCUCGUGGGCCAAGCCGCGGCUGCUGGAGCGAAAGUCCUCUUCCUCCCCGAAGCAUCCGAUUACAUCGGCUCCUCCGCCCAGGAAUCCCUCUCCCUCGCCAAACCCCUCGCCACCUCCCCCUUCGUAUCGGGACUGCGCUCCGCCGCCGCAAAGCACAAGCUUGCCGUGCACGUCGGCAUCCACGUGCCCGUCUCCGUGAAACCGUCUCUCUCUCCUAGUAAUCCGGUCUUAUCUUCCGUUCCGCACUCCGAGGACCCAGAUUCUAUUCCUUCUGCUGUUUCUGUUUCUGCUUCUACUUCUACCCCUUCAGCAUCCGCAUCCGCAUCAGCAUCAGCAUCAGAACAACCAAGUACCAGAGAAGAAGAAGAUCCCUCACCCCAAACCAAACUCUACAACCGCACCAUCCUCAUCAACCCCGACGGCACCCUCCACCCCACCGCCUCCUACGACAAGCUCCACCUCUUCGACUACCCCGACGCCUCCCUCCGCGAGUCCACCACCACCCAAGCCGGAUCAGCAUUCACGCCCCCCUUCGACACCCCCGUCGGCCGCAUCGGCAGCCUCAUCUGCUUCGACCUGCGCUUCCCGGAGCCCGCCCUGCACUUGACCACUCCCUCCCCCUCCUCCUCCUCCUCCAACACCACAACCACCCCUUCCCCCCCAGCCCAAAUCCUCCUCUACCCCAGCGCAUUCACCAUCCCCACCGGCCUCGCCCACUGGGAAACCCUUCUGCGCGCCCGCGCCAUCGAGACCCAAUCCUGGGUCAUAGCCGCCGCCCAGGUCGGCACCCACAACCCGCGCCUGUCGCCGCGCACGAGCUACGGCCGGAGCAUGGUCGUCGACCCCUGGGGGCGGGUCAUGCUUGAGCUGAAGGGCGUGCGGGACAAGGACGGCGACGGCGGUGGUUACGAGGUUGAGGACGGCGCCGUGGGCCAGCUGGGACUGGUGCAUGUGGAUUUGGGCGUGUGGGACAAGGUUCGCGAGCAGAUGCCGCUUGUGAGGCGGACGGACGUUUACCCAAAAGUAUAA